Molecule: messenger RNA, 609 nt
Organism: Cinclus cinclus
Lineage: Eukaryota; Metazoa; Chordata; Aves; Passeriformes; Cinclidae
Gene: IL18
Product: interleukin 18
Exons: 5
Coding region: 4-609 (201 amino acids)
Source: RefSeq, a predicted model, not a curated record
AAGAUGAGUGCUGAAGAGAUUCUGGUGCAUGCAGUAGAACUUGGAAAAAAUUUCUGCCUCUAUUUUGAUGACGACGAUGAGCUGGAGUGUGAUGCCCUGUGCAAGGAGAAGAUUCUGCACCGAGUGCUGAGGAAUGUCAACAGCCAACUGCUCGUGGUGCGCCCAGACCUGAACGUGGCAGCCUUUGAGGAUGUGACAGACCAGGAGAUGCAAUCUGGCAAAGGGAUGCAUUUCAGCAUUCACUGCUACAAAACCACCACGCCCUUAGCAGGGAUGCCCGUGGCCUUCAGUGUGCAAGUGGAAAACAAAAGUUAUUACAUGUGUUGUGAGAGGGAAUGUGGAGAAACGAUCGUUAGGUUCAAGGAAGGAGAAGUUCCCAAAGAAAUUCCUGGUGAAAGCAACAUCAUCUUUUUCAAAAAGACAUUUACAUCUUGCUGCUCCAAAGCAUUCAAGUUUGAAUACUCAAUGGAACGAGGAAUGUUCUUGGCCUUUGAGGAAGAAGGCUACUUGAGAAAAUUAAUCCUAAAGAAACUGCCGAAAGAUGAAGUGGAUGAAACCAUGAAGAUAAGUUUAUCUAAGUGCAGUCAGAAUGAAAAUCACAGCUUAUGA